AUGGUCGAUGGGCAUGGUUCUACAGGGGUAGGCAUUGAAUCCAGUUUAAGUUCAGGUUCUGCGGAUAUAAAAGAUGUCGAUUCCGAGAAAAUUCAAACACACAAUAUAGUGGUCAAGUCAAAGACAAAUGCGGAUACUGUGGAUCUCCGUAGGUCCUCUGCAAGCACCUCAAACUCCUUCAAUUACCAAUAUCUUCCUUCCGGUGAUUACGUAGUGGAUAGAAACAAACCAAAGACGUUUUUGAAUAGAGACGAUCUGGAAAAAGUCACAGACUCAGAAGUUUUCCCUCAGAAACGUCUGUUCUCUUUCUUCUACUCUAAAAAAAUGCCAGUCGUUCCUGCAAAUGAUGAUGAGAGAAAGGAUCUUCCACUGCUGAGAGCCAACAUCAUCUCGAAAAUCUUCAUUUGGUGGGUCGUAUCGAUCGUUAAAGUCGGUUACAAGAGAACUAUUCAACCAAAUGAUCUGUUCAAAAUGGAUGAAAGACUGUCAAUCAACAACAUCUAUACAAGAUUCGAAAAAAUAUUGAAUUCAUAUGUAGAGAAACAUAGAGCUAUCUACAGAGAAAACCAUCCUGAGGUAACUGAGGAAGAAGUGCAUAAAAAUACAACAUUACCUAGGUUUACGGUGGCAAAGACUCUUAUGUUUACUUUCAAAGUAGAGUACUUCAUCUCCAUUGUUUUUGCUGUCCUAUCAAAUUGUGCAUCAGGUCUCCUGCCUUUAGUAACAAAGAGAUUGAUUACUUUUGUCGGGAAAAAGGCUUUAUUCCCUGAAUUACAUGUCAAUGCAGGUGUCGGUUACGCCAUUGGUUCCUGUGCAAUGAUGGUUUGUAACGGUAUUCUGUUUAAUCAAUUCUUCUUAAGUUCUCAAUUAACCGGUGCCCAAGUCAAGGCUUUGUUAACAAAAGCUAUAUUGAACAAAAUCUUUAAAGCAGAUGGUUAUACCAGGCAUAAGUUUCCAAAUGGUGAAAUUACAUCUUACGUCACCACAGAUUUGGCAAGAGUCGAAUUUGCUUUGUCAUUUCAACCUUUCAUUGCAGGUUUCCCUGCUUCAUUGGCUAUUUGUAUUACAUUAUUAAUUAUUAAUUUAGGCCCAAUCGCGUUAGUGGGUGUUGGUGUCUUCUUCGCUGUCUUCUUCGUUUCAUUCUUCAUUUUCAAACAAAUAUUGAACUUGAGAGUGGUUUCUUUGAAAUUUACUGAUGCAAGAGUCACAGCGAUGAGAGAAGUAUUAAAUAACAUGAAAAUGGUCAAAUUCUACUCAUGGGAAGAUGCAUAUGAAAAAAAUAUUACAGAAAUUAGAACUAAAGAAAUUAAAUAUGUAAGGCAACUACAAUACAUUAGAAAUGGUAUUGUGGCCUUAUCGUUUUCGUUAACUAGUAUUGCUUCCUUGGUCACAUUCUUAUGUAUGUACAAAGUCAAUCAUGCUGGUAGAACACCUGCUAAUGUUUUCUCAUCUCUAUCCCUAUUCCAAGUUUUAAGUUUACAAAUGUUCUUCUUCCCAAUUGCUGUCAGUACCUCUAUUGAUAUGUUUUUAGGUUUGGAUCGUAUUCAAAAUUUAUUACAAUCUUCAGAAAUGUAUGAUAGUUUCUAUCAAAAUGAAAUGAAGACAUUGCCACCAUUAGAUGAGUCAAUUGCUAUCAAGAUGAAUGAUGCCUCGUUCAUAUGGCCAGAUUAUGAAAAGAUGGAUAAAGAGGAAGCAUUAAAAAAUCCAGAAAAGGAUACAAAGGGUAAGAAGAAGGAUAAUAGAAAGAAUGCAGCUGGUGAUUCCAAAAACUUUACAAACGAUAAAAAUUCAGAAAAUUCAAUUGUUGAUUUAGAAAAGACAGCCUUUACAGGAUUUACUAAUCUGAACUUUGAAAUCAAAAAAGGUGAAUUUGUUAUGAUUACAGGUCCAAUUGGUACUGGUAAGACUUCCUUAUUGAAUUCCUUUGCUGGUUUUAUGGAAAAAACAUCUGGUACUAUCCAAAUCAAUGGUGAUUUAUUAAUGGGUGGUUACCCUUGGAUUCAGAAUGCAACAGUCCGUGAUAACAUUAUAUUUGGCUCUCCUUAUGAAGAAGACAAAUAUAAAGAAGUUCUUCGUGCAUGUUCAUUAGAAUCUGAUUUAGAUAUACUACCAGCUGGUGAUAAGACGGAAAUUGGUGAGCGUGGUAUCACAUUGUCAGGUGGUCAAAAAGCACGUAUUAAUCUUGCUAGAUGUGUUUAUAAAGAGAAAGAUAUUUAUUUACUUGACGAUGUUCUUAGUGCAGUCGAUUCCCGUGUAGGUAAACAUAUUAUGGACGAAUGUUUAACAAAAUUAAUUGGUAAUAAAACAAGAUUAUUGGCCACACAUCAAUUGUCUCUGAUUGACAAAGCUUCUCGUAUCAUCGUUUUAGGUAACGAUGGUUCAGUCGAAAUUGGAGAUGUUCAAUAUAUGAAAGAAACUAACAAAACUUUAAAAGUUUUGUUGGAGAACACUAAUCAAGCUGAAGAGGAGGAAGAGGAAGAGGAACGUAUGUUGGAAGAAGAAAUGAUAGAGACUAAGGAAAGAGAGAUCAAAGACCUUGAUAUUUUGGAGAAGACCUUGAGUAGAAAAGAUGUGGAUGAGAAUAUUAACGGACGUACAAUAGAAAAAGAAGAGAGGGCUGUUAAUAGUAUUAAAUUGUCAAUUUAUAAGGAAUACCUAAAAGCUGGUCUCAAUAAAUGGGGUUUUAUUAUAUUACCCCUUUACUUGAUUUUAGUCGUUGCUACUACUUUCUCUAGUUUAUUUUCUUCUGUUUGGUUAUCCUAUUGGACUGAAAACAAAUUUGAGAAUAGGUCUGAAAGUUUCUAUAUGGGUCUAUAUUCAUUUUUUGUUUUUGGUGCUUAUAUUUUCAUGACAAGUCAAUUUACUAUAUUGUGUUACAUUGGUAUUGGAGCUUCAAAAAAUUUAAAUAUCCAGGCUCUAAAAAGAAUUAUUCAUACUCCAAUGUCUUUCAUGGAUACAACUCCUAUUGGUCGUAUCUUAAAUAGAUUUACAAAAGAUACAGAUAGUUUAGAUAACGAACUAAUCGAAAAUGUUCGUCUAACUGUUUCCCAGUUUGCUAAUAUUGUUGGUGUUUGCGUAAUGUGUAUUGUUUAUUUACCAUGGUUUGCUAUUGCAGUUCCAUUUUUGGUUUUUAUUUUUGUUUUCAUACAAAACCAUUACCAAAGUGCUGGUAGAGAAAUAAAACGUUUAGAAGCUAUCCAAAGAUCAUUUGUUUAUAAUAAUUUUAAUGAAAUCUUAGGCGGUAUGGAUACUAUCAAAUUUUAUAAAAGUGAAGAAAGGUACAUUGCUAAGUCAGACUAUUUGAUCGAUAAAAUGAAUGAAGCUGGUUAUUUGACGGUUUGUGUUCAAAGAUGGGUUGCUAUUUUAGUUGAUAUGAUUGCUGUUGCUUUUGCUUUAAUUAUCACUUUAUUGUGUGUUACUAGACAAUUUCAUAUUUCAGCAUCUUCAGUUGGUGUCUUAUUAACCUACGUUUUACAACUUCCUGGUUUAUUCAAUACUCUUUUAAGAGCUGUGUCUCAAGUUGAAAAUGACAUGAAUAGUACCGAAAGGUUGGUAUCGUAUGCUACUGACUUACCUUUGGAGGCACAGUAUCACAAACCUGAAACUGCACCACCUGAGUCGUGGCCUGAGGAAGGUACUAUUAAAUUUGAAAAUGUAGAUUUUGCUUAUAGACCUGGUUUACCUAUUGUUUUGAAAAACAUUAACUUACAAAUUAAUGGAACUGAGAAAAUUGGUAUCUGUGGCCGUACUGGUGCUGGUAAAUCAACCAUCAUGACUGCAUUAUAUAGGCUAAAUGAAUUAACAUCUGGUAGCAUUUUAAUUGACGAUGUUGAUAUAAAUAAGCUUGGUUUACAUGAGUUGAGAAAAAAAUUAGCUAUUAUUCCUCAAGAUCCCGUUUUGUUUAGAGGUGAUAUCAGAAAGAAUUUGGAUCCUUUCCAUGAAAGAACUGAUGAAGAAUUAUGGGAUGUUUUAGUCAGAGGAGGUGCCAUUGCCCCUGAAGAUUUGGCUGAAACCAAAGCCCAGCAUAUAACAGAAGAUGGUACUUCAGCUGAUUUGCAUAAGUUUCACUUGGAUAAAGUGGUUGAAGAGGAUGGCGCUAACUUUUCAUUAGGUGAAAGGCAAAUAUUAGCUUUAACAAGAGCACUAGUUCGUAAUACUAAGAUUUUAAUCUUAGAUGAAGCCACCUCUUCUGUUGAUUAUGAAACAGAUAGAAAGAUUCAAGAACGCAUUGCCACAGCAUUCAGUCAUUGUACGAUUCUAUGUAUUGCGCACAGAUUGAAGACAAUUUUAAAUUACGACCGUAUUUUAGUUUUAGAGCAUGGUGAAGUUGCUGAAUUUGAUACACCAAUGAAUUUAUUCAAAGAUGAAACAACAAUUUUCCAUAAUAUGUGCAAAAAAUCUGAUAUUACUAUUGAUGAUUUUAGCGACUUAUAA
Molecule: messenger RNA, 4434 nt
Organism: Tetrapisispora phaffii CBS 4417
Lineage: Eukaryota; Fungi; Ascomycota; Saccharomycetes; Saccharomycetales; Saccharomycetaceae
Gene: YOR1
Product: ATP-binding cassette transporter YOR1
Exons: 1
Coding region: 1-4434 (1477 amino acids)
Biological process (GO): transmembrane transport
Cellular component (GO): plasma membrane
Molecular function (GO): ATP hydrolysis activity; ATP binding; ABC-type xenobiotic transporter activity
Source: RefSeq, a predicted model, not a curated record